AAUAAAGCAGGAGGAGGGAGAUGGAUGGACUGGGAGGGCGGGGAGCCACGUGGUGUCAUAAAGCCUGGCUAGAGAGAGCCUGUCCAGAGAGUGUCCAGCCAGCGAGCGCCAACAGUCAGAGUGGACCAACAGCCCUUUGGACCCGAAGCAGAAGCUGCAGGGCCAGGGCAUAGGCCAUGCUCCGAGGCACGCCAGGACUAGGCCUCAGGGAACCGAAGCGGAGUGAGGGUUCUGUGGAGGACUUAGGGCGCUCUUGCCCCAAGGCUGGCAGGAAUUUUGGAGCGCUGAAUCGCAGCCUGGAUGAGGCAGAGGAGGCGGCAGACAGAAGGCGCGAGCGGCCCGCCCGGUCCAAGGCACGGCGCAUGGCGGCCAACGUGCGGGAGCGUAAGCGCAUCCUGGAUUACAACGAGGCGUUCGACGCACUGCGCCGGGCGCUGCAGCACGACCUGGGUGGCAAGCGGCUCUCCAAGAUCGCCACGCUGCGCAGGGCCAUACACCGCAUCACUGCGCUCUCCCUGGUCCUGCGUGCCAGCCCGGCGCCCCGCUGGCCCUGCAGUCACCUGGAGUGUCAUGGCCAGGCUGCUCAAGGCUCAGGCGCAGGGGACUCCGGCUUCAGUACUCCUCGGUCCGAGCCGCCGCCCCCAGCGCCUGGUCUCGUGAGCAGGGAUGCCACCAACUCCUUAGUGCCGCCUGCACCGCGCUGCGCUUCGUGCUCCCCGCACGCGCACUUGGGGCGGCCCAGGGUGGUGGCUGAAGGGCCCGGUUUGGCCCAGGCCUCCGGGGGAAGCUGGCGCCGAUGUCCCGGGACUCCCCCUGUUGGAUCGAUUCCGUGGCGGUGGGGCUCCGGGAUGGGCUAUCAGCACUCCUGACUCGCCUUCCCCCCCAGGGAAACCAAGU
Molecule: messenger RNA, 897 nt
Organism: Microtus ochrogaster (prairie vole)
Lineage: Eukaryota; Metazoa; Chordata; Mammalia; Rodentia; Cricetidae
Gene: Bhlha9
Product: basic helix-loop-helix family member a9
Exons: 1
Coding region: 177-869 (230 amino acids)
Biological process (GO): regulation of transcription by RNA polymerase II; developmental process
Molecular function (GO): DNA-binding transcription factor activity, RNA polymerase II-specific; protein dimerization activity; RNA polymerase II transcription regulatory region sequence-specific DNA binding
Source: RefSeq, a predicted model, not a curated record